AUGCCGCUUGCUUUGACUUUACCAAGCUCUGCAGGGGUAUGUAUGUUGCUGAUGGUGUCAAAUCUGCUCCUUUGGGAGCAUGUGGCCUCCAAACCAAGUGGCUUUGUGUCCAUUGAAGACCUGUAUUAUCGAGGGGUUGAUCAGUCUCAUGCCACAUAUUUUCUGGCUGCAGAUUUAUACCAUGAAUUUGACAUGAAAUAUUUCAAUAGCAGUUGGAUCAAGUACAGGACGCUCAGCCCAUGCCACACUGCUUCCAUCCAUACUCCACAAUCUCGAGAGGAAGCCCAUGAAACAAAAACUGAAGACUUUCUCAAAACAAUGAUCAAUAUUUCCCAUGCCUGGGAAGAACCGCUGAAACUCCUGAUUUCUGCAGUGCCCACCCUCCCUGGAGCUUCUGAUAAAAUGCUUAAAAGAGCCAAUGUUGUGAGGAACAGAACCCGUGUGCUUCAGGAAGGAAUGAAGAUCAUACUUAGCAGGAGCCAGAAGAAAGUUGAAAAUGAUCCCUACCCUGCCUGGUCUGGACUGGCAGACUUGCAGUCACCUGAUGAAGACACUCGCCUUUUUACCCUUUAUAACCUGGUCCGCUGCCUGAAAAGGGAUACUCAUAAGAUCGACGCUUAUUUUAAGUUGCUGAGAUGCCGAGAGGUCUUUAAAAAUGAGUGUUUUACUGAAUGAGUGCUGACUGCAUAACCCUGUAAUGUCCUGCUGACAUGAGC
Messenger RNA from Peromyscus maniculatus bairdii (prairie deer mouse), 716 nucleotides. RefSeq names its product prolactin-3D1. The record is from RefSeq and is a predicted model, not a curated record. NCBI's taxonomy places the organism in Eukaryota, Metazoa, Chordata, Mammalia, Rodentia, Cricetidae. Gene Ontology annotation, biological process: female pregnancy; positive regulation of lactation; response to nutrient levels. Gene Ontology annotation, cellular component: extracellular region. Gene Ontology annotation, molecular function: hormone activity; prolactin receptor binding.